UUCUCUCCUCCCCCCCCCAUUCCUCCUCCAUCGCCAAAGAAGACGAAGCAACAGAAAGGAAAUCCCCAGCGAUCGAUUCCUUCGUCUUCGCCGCGGCCAUGCCUUCUUCUUUCCAAGAGAUCGUGUCCUCGGCUUUCCUCCUCGCCCUCGUCCUCCUCACCUCUCCCUCCGACGCGAUCCGCUCCUUCCCCACCGCCGCCGCCCGGUUCGCGGAGGCGCCCCAGUUCCGGAACGGCGAUGGCUGCCCGGCCUCCACUUUCCGCGGUUGUGUCACCGCCUGCGACCCCUCCCACGUCCACAUCGCCAUGACCCUCGACUCCCACUACCUCCGCGGUUCCAUCGCCGCCGUCUUCUCCAUCCUCAAGCACGCCUCCUGCCCCGAAUCCAUCUUCUUCCACUUCGUUGCCUCCGCCGGCCCCUCCUCCUCGGACCUCUACCGCACCGUCCGCUCCGUCUUCCCUUCCCUCCGGUUCAAGAUCUAUCCCUUCCAGGAGAAUUUGGUCCGCGGCCUGAUCUCCGCCUCCGUCCGCGAGGCGCUCGAGAACCCCCUCAACUACGCCCGCAACUACCUCGCCGAUCUCCUCGAACCCUGCGUCCAGCGGGUCAUCUACCUCGACUCCGACCUCAUCGUCGUCGACGACAUCCGCCGCCUCUGGGACAUGCACCUCCCUGAGUCGGCGGUCAUCGCCGCGCCGGAGUACUGCCACGCCAACUUCACCCGAUACUUCACGGCGGAGUUCUGGGAGAGCGGGGACGGGCAGAGGACUUUCUUCGGCCGGCGGCGGACACCGUGCUACUUCAAUACCGGGGUGAUGGUGAUGGACAUGGAGCGGUGGCGGGCCGGGGAGUACCGACAGAAGAUCGAGCACUGGAUGAAGAUGCAGCAGAGGAGGCGGUUCUACGAGCUGGGGUCGCUGCCGCCUUUCCUGCUGGUGUUCGCCGGCGAGGUGGAGGGGGUCGACCACCGCUGGAACCAGCACGGCCUCGGCGGCGACAACCUGUCCGGAAACUGCCGGCCGCUCCACCCGGGGCCGGCGAGCCUCAUGCACUGGAGCGGCAAGGGUAAGCCAUGGGCCCGCCUCGACGCCGGCAAGCCCUGCCCUCUCGAUCACCUCUGGGCGCCCUACGAUCUUUACAUCCCGCCGUCCUCGUCCUCCGCUUCCGACUCUUCGGCCGCCGCUCUCUUUUCUUUGUAGAUAACAUCGCUAGAUUCCGUUCCCUUUUUUGGGGGGUGAUCUCGUCACCUCCGCCGGCGCUGUACAGCAAAGAAAGAGAGAGAGCCGCAGUGGAGAUGCAGAAGGCGAGCAUUGAUCUCGUUUGUUCGUUUGGUUCGAUUAUCGGAUUCUUUUUGAUCUGGAUCUAUGUAGGACACUGCUUGAUUACAUCAUUCAUUUUUUUUUUCUUUCUCAUUGAUGUGUAGUUCUCAUUGAUGUGUAGAGAGAGGGAUGAGUUCGAUUGAUUUCUUGUCGAUAAAAAUUUUUUGAGUUUGUUAUCCUUCUUGAAUUCUUUUGGAAAAAAACUAUUUUCAUCCUCUGAUGAUA
Messenger RNA from Elaeis guineensis (African oil palm), 1541 nucleotides. RefSeq names its product probable galacturonosyltransferase-like 6. Gene Ontology annotation, molecular function: glycosyltransferase activity. Gene Ontology annotation, cellular component: Golgi apparatus. Lineage: Eukaryota; Viridiplantae; Streptophyta; Magnoliopsida; Arecales; Arecaceae. The record is from RefSeq and is a predicted model, not a curated record.